Messenger RNA from Xenopus tropicalis (tropical clawed frog), 5399 nucleotides. It is a transcript of the gene kbtbd7, whose product is annotated as kelch repeat and BTB (POZ) domain containing 7. NCBI's taxonomy places the organism in Eukaryota, Metazoa, Chordata, Amphibia, Anura, Pipidae. The transcript has a single exon. Bases 313 to 2250 code for a protein of 645 amino acids. The record is from RefSeq and is a predicted model, not a curated record.
GAAAGCAGGUUUUUGAUAUCGUUAUGCAUUAUCUGAACUUAAAAGAGCCCUAAAUUGUAUUUGUAAGGUGAAAUGUAACACUCUGAAUGAUAUAUUUACUGCUGUCAUGCAUGUAGCAGCUCCGCAUUGGUGAGCCAGUGUAUGGAUUGUUUGUGCCCAACAUAAAAAUGGAUUGUAGAAUCGUGGUCACUUCCGUCACGUGUCCCAGCAUUGUAGGCAAGUACGUCAUCCAGCUGUUGGAAAGGGCGGAAGUCAGUAGUGGUGCAGGCCUGUUCUCCUAUUCAGCGGUACCGCUCUGUGUGCGUUCCGGCCAUGGCUGCCUGCUCGGUUACCGAUCUGUUUUCGGGGCCGGAGUUACUCGAGGACCCGGCUCACGCUUCUGCCCUCUUGGCUCAGCUGAAAUCAUUUUACGACGCUCGAUUGUUGUGCGAUGUGACUAUCCGAGUGCUGGGUGGCAGAGGCCCCGACGAGCUUGCUGGAGGAGGCGAUAUGGAGAGCGGCCGCAGCUUUAGCUGCAAUCGUAACAUCCUGUCCGCGGCCUGCCCCUACUUCAAAAGCAUGUUCACAGGAGGGCUGUACGAGAGCAAGCAGCAGCAGGUCACUCUGCACGAUAUGGACCCGGAGUCCAUGGCUCUCAUUAUAGAUUACUGUUACACGGGCAGGGUGACCGUGACUGAAGCCAACGUGCAGCGUCUGUAUGCGGCCGCCGAUAUGCUGCAGCUGGAGUAUGUGCGACAGGCCUGUGCUGGCUACUUGGCCCGGCGCCUCGAUCUGCAUAACUGUGCCAGUAUCCUUCGCUUUGCCGAUGCCUUUGACCACCCCGAGCUGAGAUCCCGCUCCCUUGCCUUCAUGUCUCGCCACUUUGAGCAGCUGGCAGUUGGAGACGAGCUGUGCGAGCUGAGCUUGGCCCAGCUGAAAGAGGUACUGACCAUGGACAAUUUGGAUGUGGAUAGUGAGAGGGUGGUGUGUAGUGCGGCCCUGCGUUGGCUUGAGGCCAGCCCAAAGGAAAGGGCAUCCAUGUGCCAGGACGUUCUGCGCUGUGUGCGAUGGCAGCACUUUACAGACAAGGACCGUGUGUAUCUGGAGGGCCUGAGGUCUAAAUCAUUUGUGCGCAAACACUGCCAUCAGUAUUUGGAUGCUGUCCUGCAGGAUAAAGAUGGGAAAGCCUCUUCUGUCGGGUUGCCAUGCCAGGAAGGAAGUCCGCUCAGAAGGAUCGGUAUGCUUGCCAAGGAGAUGGUUAUAUUCUUUGGCCAUCGCAAGGAGCCUUUUUUAUGUUAUGACCCCUACUCAGGUGAUAUUUACACAAUGCCAUCUCCGCUGACCAACUUAGCGCUUGGAAAAGCCAUGACAUCCUCUGCUGUUUGUGUGUCCCCUGAAAAUGACUUGUACUUGGCCACCCAACCCAUGAAGCAGCUGUGGAUGUAUAGCCCUGUUCAGAACAACUGGCAGCUACUGGCAGAAAGACUCAUCUGCAGAGAAGGUAUGGACGUGGCCUACCUGAACGGAUAUGUUUAUAUUGUGGGUGGUCGUGAUCCAUCCACGGGUGCCAAGAUUAAGGAUGUGGAGUGCUACAGCGUGCAAAGGAAUCAGUGGUCUCUAGUGGCCCCUUUGCCACAUUCGUUUUACUCAUUUGAGCUUGUGACUGUCAACGACUACUUGUAUGCGGUCAGUAACAAAAGGAUGCUGUGCUAUGACCCUGCCUGCAACCAGUGGCUUAACUGUGCCUCCCUAAAGCGCUGUGAUUUCCAGGAAGCUUGUGUCUUUAAUGAUGAAAUUUACUGCAUUUGUGACAUCCCCGUGGUAAAGGUGUACAAUCCCGCCAGAGGGGAGUGGAGGAGAAUAUGUGAAAUCCCAGCUGAGGGCAAUACAAAUAACUAUCAAAUUGUACGGCAUGGUUCCAAACUCCUCCUAAUCACAUGCACCACAGUGCAGUGGAAGAAGAACCGUGUAACUGUGCAUGAGUAUGAUGUGACUAAUGACCGCUGGAUAAAUAUUGGCACUAUGCUGGGCCUUCUGCAUUAUGACUGUAGCUUCAUAUGCCUCUCUGCUCGGGUAUAUCCUUCCUGCUUGGAGCCAGGGCAGAGUUACAUAACGGAGGAGGAUGAUGUGCGCAGUGAGUCUAGCACUGACUGGAUGGAUGGCUUUAGUGAGAUAGACUCGGAAUCUGACAGCCUUAGCUCAUUUUCGGAAGAUGAAUGGCCUAGAGUGGCAGUAGCACGACAUCGGAUAUAUGUUGAGGGCGCCUUCUAAAGACUUCUUUCUGUCUGCCACAAACUUAUUUAUUAUAAGGUCUGUGAGCCAAAAUAUGAGAGUAAAAGAACAGUCUGUGCCUCAUAAUGAGGCAUGUGAUCUCAAGCAUAUUUUGCCAAAUCAGCAUCUGAAGGAAAUGUUUAACUUAGCAUAUGUAUCUGGGAAAGAAGGCUAGUUUCCUUUAUCGCCUUCCUUUCUAUUGCUGUUAGAUCCUAGUGUAAGAAUCGCCGUAGUAUUGCAUCGCUGCUUAUGUUGUCUGGCCAGAAGUCCAUAAAUACCAGUGGCGAUUUCUAAGUACUAUGCAGCAAAGGAAGGCGGGUAGUUUGCAAAUAAGCAGCAAUUUCUGAAAAAUCACUUUCUUAAAAGUUUAAUAUCAGACAUUUUCACAUUUUUUAUUUUGUAUUUUAGACAAUUAAAAUCACUCUUUUGAACACCAGCUGCCCCUAUUAAAAAUCUCUUGUAUAGUGUAGCAUGUGUAUUACAUUGUGAAUUAUUAAACAUUACUUAUUCAUAGAAGGUAUUUUAUAUACCCCAAAGAAUGACUGCUGUUGCACAUACUCCAAGUCAGCAAAUUGUGAGGUUCUUUAUUUGGCUCAGAGGGUUCUAAACUCUGGAUACAUGCAUAUCCUUUAUUUUAUUAAGGCAACAGUUUUCCAUUCCGAGCCGUAUGCUUUGGAAAUUUAAAACUAGCCAUUGCCAGUGUCUUCCCAUGAGCUAAAUAGGUCACCUUCGAUCUUUGUGAGGGGGUGUCUUUGUGUCUUUGGGUAGACUUUUUGGUUAGAAACCCGCCUUGAUGAGUCUGAGCUCUGCUGUGCCUUGGGAUUCAGGCUUGCAUUUCAGCAGGCAGUAGUAUUUAUUUUAAAUUUUCUGGUUGCACUCUACAGCUGUGCUGUAGAGUGCAACUGGAAAAGAGAGAUUUUUGUUUUAAUGGCAUGAGUAUCCUUUUAAAGGGGAUCUGUCACCCACACACAGAGAUGUAUAGCAAAAGUCCUUUGCAAAUUAAACAUGAGAACUAAAUUCUCUUUUUAUUAAAAACAAAUCCAUACCUAUUAUCCAUACCUAUUAUACAUGUAUUCAAAAAUCUCAGCUGUCGCUCAUAUUGCCUGCCUGGCCUCUAUGCCUCAGGUCAAUUACUUUCACUUUCUAUUCAAAACUUAGUAGAUGUCAAUGCACUCCUCACAUUCCCCUUCCCUCCUCACUCAUUCUGGUGCAUUCACAAGAUUUUGGGGUAAUACAAAACUUGCCUUAUCAGUGCCCACAAAAUGGUGCCUGCCUCCUUGAUGUGACUGUGAAUUCCAAGACUAAAGGACAUAAGAUUUAUAUAGUGUAAGUAAACUUUAUUUUGCUUAACUAACAUGCUAGAAAAAGAUUUUAAAUUAUUUGUUAGGGUGACAGGUCCCUUUAAAGGACAAGGAAAGUGUAAAUAAGAUAGCAAGUCCAGGGAAAGCCUUACCUCAUUUGCAGCCUGCCAGUGCCCCAGUUUAAAAGAUCCUGCUCUGUUGAUUUGCCAAACACUACAAGAAGCGAAAUAGCGCUACCCAUAAUCCAUAAUAGUUUUUUGAUAAGGCGCAUGCGCCUAUUGUCCUUCUUGUGAGCAUGCUUUCAUCCCCUGAAGCCGGCACACACAACUGAAAAUUUGCACAUGCGCAGAAGAAUGACAAGGACACACAGGGCAACGUAAUUACAAACAAAAUGGCAGACGCAAUCUCCUAAAGUAACUAUUACAUUAAAUGAUUGGUUAUUCUCUUUCAGGGCAGAUUUUUGAUAAAAAAAAGUUAACGAUUUCUUUUUCCUUUAAGGUUAAGAACCCAUGGAGCAGUUAAGUUGCCCGCGUUACAUCUCUGCUGUCUCUGGUGACAAACCUCUUUAAAAAGCCUUUCCACCAGCAGCAAUAUGAGUUGCUGGUGGAAAGCCUUUCGCGUUGUUUCAUUUUCUGAAGUCGCGCAGUUACCUGCAGGUGAAAACUUUGAGCGACUUCGGAUUACUGAAGCGACGUGAGGGGCUUUCCACUGAUGACUCUUAUUGUUGAAGGCAGAAAGCCUUUUUGAACCACUCAGUGGGUUCUUGCCCUUAAUGUCUUAGCUACUAUUUACCUUAUAAAGUGCAUCCUACUACAGUAACGGGUUUUAACAGCUGGACUGCAUGCCCCAGAACAGGCUAGAAAAUUCUCUGCACUCUAUAGUAUGUGGAGGUGCUCUUCUAGAGCAUAGCGACUACAUAUUACCAUAUCUAUAUAUAUAUGCCAAAUAUAUCUUUUGUACAGCCAUUAUUGUCAACAAGAUACCUUUGACACAUUUAAGUUGCAGUAAUAUUUCUAAGGCUGUGUUCUCAAGGGCACCAGUCCUACUCAUCUUCAGUGCUAAAGCUUUGUAUUAUUGCAGUUAUUUUUCUGCUUGUUUAGGAGGGGGUAUCAUCUUAACUUCAGUGUGUCAUUUAUAAACUCCUUACUUCUCUUCCUCUUGCCAAUCAAAAUUCAGUUACUUUUGAUUCUUAAAAAGUUGGUUGUUUUGCCACAGACGACAAAUCUCUGUUCCACAAAGUUGAAACUUAAUCAGAUUAUGGCUUCUGAAGGCACCUGGUGAUUGAAAUUCUUCUAGAAAUGUUUGUAUUCAUGGUGCAUUGUUUUCUCUUUUUCAAAAAAAUACUGCUUACUAUAAAGGUGAACUAAAGCUCAGUACAACAAACAUUUUUCUUUUCUGUUUGUAAAUGACUACUAAAAUUAGCAGCAAGACUUCCUGUUCAGACUACUGGUGUCUGACAACUGAAUAAAAUGCCUAUAAUUAUUACUAUAAGCUCAGCAGUGCCACAGCAUUAAAAUAGGUUACUGUUUCACAGGCAAAACAUAGACAGAAAUGCCCUGGAAGCUAAAUAAAGGGUAAACUGUGCAUUAUACAUGCCCUAAAGUAUUGUUUAAGUUUUAAAAAAAAUCAUAAUUUUGGUUUGUUUUGUUAACCUUAAUUUAUGUGCAAAUGUUUGUGCUGUGCUAAAGAAUGACCUUCCCUUUGGUUUUUCCCAAUAUAUAGCUUCUGUUUGUGGAUUUUGAAAAAUAAUUUGUUGAAGUCAGUCAGGAACAGAGUGGUAAACAUGAAACCCUCAAUGGAAGCUUGGUUUAUAUUGGAAAUUUUGUUCUAAUAAAUCAUUUUCCUUCA